GAAAAUCGCAUUCCCCAUCUGAUAGAGAGCUCAUAUGGACUUUUACGCGGUUGUGAUAAUGCAUAUUUCAGAUAGGUCUUCGUAAAGAAUCAUAUGCAUGUUUAUAGGUUUACGUAAGGCCCUUAGCUCCCCAAUCCCUUGGACUGGAAAAGGAUUCCCGCCCUCUUUUAGAUCGGACAGCUGGAAGCGAACAUCAGUCUGUGCCCAUGACCAAAACGACUUCCGAAAUACACGACAAGAAUCAACUUAAUCAGCAAUUUCCACAACAACCGUUUGAUGGCAGCGAAAAAAGAGAAAGGCCGAGCAUGGACAGCCAGCACCUUUUUGCCAGAGACAGCAUCUCACACCACCAACCUGGACGCCAUCAGUGAGGACGCAGUGGACGAAGAUAUGCUCGACGACGAGGACACUGCGCAGAACAUCCUCAAUAUAUCGUCCUCCCGUCUCCAUAUCUCAUCCGCGGACGACGACUCCAGCAGCAACGGCUCCAGCAGCGGCCACAGCAGCGAUGCUGCGGAGAGUGACGACAAUGACGAGAAUGACGCUGACGCGCAUGCUCACGACCACGAUGAUGACGACGAAGGGAACUCCAGUCAGGACCAAGGAACAUCCGAGGAUAGCGACGAUGACAUGGAGAAUGUGGCAGACAGAGUGGGCAGUGCGCAGGAACAUAAUGGACGCAAGGACACUUCCAAACGUUCACGUACUGGUCUCCCUAUAAAGAAGAAACGUGCCUCUAUUGGAUCAUUAUCGACUUCGCCCUCAAAGAUCGUCUCUGCAACCCCCACGAAAAAGAUCACCAAAAAGUCAAAGAAGUCCGUCAAGGCAAAGAGCAGCAAGGGCUCCCUGAGUACCGCAGCAGCACGGCAGGCGACAGAGGAGGCGAAGUUGGAGGCUGCCAAGCCCAUUGUGAGUCGGUUCCUGGAGCUCGAAAACACCAAGCUAAACGACAAGUUGCUUCAGGUCUUUAUGAUUAAUGGCAUGAUACCAUAUGUUAUUGAGAGCAUCACUCGUUUGGAUCCUGAGAUCGCCAAGAAUAUCAGCAAUGGCAUGGACGAUAAUUACAACCAAGAGACGAAAUUCAUGACACGCGUGAAGCAGUGCCGGCGAAUGCGCGACUACUCCGAUCUGGAUCUCAUGAAGAAGUCCUAUACCGCUAUGAAUUUUCUUACAAGGAAUGAUGUCUACAACGAGUUCAUUCUCAGUAGUAGCCACCAGUCGAUCGUCAAAGAGCUAUUUAAGAUCUUCAGACCGGAGUCGCAGGGGAACUUCUAUCACUUCCAGAAAGUGUUCGAGACCAUAUUAAAGAAGUUCAGAGCGCAAACGAUGACGACCCUCUUUGAAGACGUGGACUCAGAGACGGGCGUUAUCAAGACGCCCUUGAUCUUUGACAUGCUACCAUUCUUGGAUCAGGCGCCCGUGGCUCUGUCGAUGGUCAAAGUUCUAUUUCCGACAUUUACGUACGGCCUUGCGGAGAAAAUUCAGGAUUACUACAAGAUCCUGCAAACAGGCCAUUUCAUGGAAAUGCUCCUUGCCAUGGUCACUCUGACGGAGGAUCCGUCCCCAAAUAUGGCCGACUUUGUGGUUUCCCUUCUGGACGAGGCCACGCGCGCCAAGGAGGCGAAGAUCGUCUUGACUUGUCUGGUAGAUGAUCCAAUCUGGGCCGAGCGUCUAGCACAAGGAGUUCAAUCUGCAUCUGUUGCUAAACGUCAUGGUUGUAUUGAAAUCAUCUACUCCAUACUGGUUCGCAGUAUACAAAGCGGAUCUCCAUUGAGUUCGGAAAGCACCUCGCACCUCACAUACCCGACCUAUGCCGCGCUUUCACCGGAUCGGAAUCUAGUGGCGAACAGGUUAUGCUGCCCGGGUACACAGUUCCUUGCUCAUUCACCGUUGCUCGCCUGUGGCUUCUGGACUCAAUAUACCAUUGUCUGGAGGACGUCAAGGAUGACCCUAUCCUCUUGGAGUCUAUUCCAGAGGCGUUCUGGACUCUUUUGGUCGAUAGCUUUUUCCGCUUUCGGUGAGCGACUUUUACAAACUGUUCCGUGUAGUCCUGUACUCAGAGCAAGCGACUGUAUACGACCGACUGUUUGUUAAGACCAAUUUCGUCAGCCGUUUGAUUGCGCACUACAAAAAAACAGAGCAGCCUACAGGGUCGAGGGGAUACAUCAUUCUAAUCCUCAACUGCAUUCGACUGUCUGUGGAAUUGGAGCAAAAGACCAGUGCGGGCGGAAUUGAG
Molecule: messenger RNA, 2236 nt
Organism: Gamsiella multidivaricata
Lineage: Eukaryota; Fungi; Mortierellomycota; Mortierellomycetes; Mortierellales; Mortierellaceae
Exons: 8
Coding region: 277-2094 (605 amino acids)
Source: RefSeq, a predicted model, not a curated record